AUGGAGUGCCCAGCAGCGGCAAUAGCAGCAGCCGCUGCAGCGGCGGCAGCAGCAGCAGCAAAUCGCCCGUCCUUUGCUAAGACAGAGCCGUCUCCUUAUGUCUUUAAGACUCGGAGCCUCGACCAGGCUUCCAUAUGGAACAGCAGCAGCAGCAUCAGCAGCAGGGCCAGCAGAACGGCAGCAGCUGACGCUGAAGCAGCAGCGGCAGAUGGAACUACGGGUGCAGCGCGAGUAGCUGCAACUGCUACUGCAGCGGAGAGCAGCAGCAGCAGUAGCAGCAGCAGCAAGAGUAGAAUCCGAGCCGCAACAGCAGCAGCAGCAAACAGAAGGCGGCAGCGGCAGCUGCUGCUGGAGGGAGGCUGCAGCAACUGGGUUGACAGCAUGCAUGCGGAGUUUUUCUUCUUGUCAUAUCCUCUUGAUGCCCAACUUUCCCUUCAGCUGCCUCCAGAUUGUUUGUCAAUCGUCGGAUCGGUGCUGCCUAUGCUGCUACCCACCGUGAGCUGCCUCUCUGUGGCUGGAAGCACAACUGCAACAGCAACAACAACAGCAGCAACGCCGCGGUGGAGGUGGUUGCAGCAGCAGCACCUGCCGAUUCAUCUGCUGCAGAGCAACACUGGCGUUCCUCCAGGGACCUCCCUGUUCAGCAGCAGCAGCACAGACGUUCUGUGGAUGUCGGAGCGCAGUUGGCUGCUGGAGCAGCAGCCGAACAGCAAUAGUAACAGCAUUCUUUUGGGGCAGUUCGUGCGGGGAUCGUUGCAGCAGCAGCAGCAGCUGUUGUUGCUACUGCAACAGCAGCAGAAGGUAAAGGAAUUACCCCCAGAAGUAGAGGAAAGCAUGGAGAUGUUGCUGCUGCUGCCGUCCUAUCUGCAAUUGCUGGAGCAGCAGCCGAACAGCAAUAGUAACAGCAUUCUUUUGGGCCAGUUCGUGCGUGGAUCGUUGCAGCAGCAGCAGCAGCUGUUGUUGCUACUGCAACAGCAGCAGAAGUUAAAGGAAUUACCCCCAGAAGUAGAGGAAAGCAUGGAGAUGUUGCUGCUGCUGCCGUCCUAUCUGCAACGGCAGGUACCGCUGCUGCUGUUACAGCUUGCUGCCAGCCUGCGAGCACUUCAGCAGCAGGCAUCUGCUGUGGAGGCUGAGUUGCUGCUGCGCCAGCAGCAGCACAUCCAAUCGCAGCAGCAACCGGGCAGCAGCAGCAGCAGCAGCAGUAGCAGCAGUUGGCUGUGGGGAACGAAGAGGGGCAGAGGUUGCGGCAGCAGUAGCUGCUGCUGCAGCUACUGUUAUUUGGACGACUGUCCUGUGGGGGUUGAGGAGGUCGAUAGCGACGCACAAGACGAUGAAACAGGAGCAGCAACGCCAACAGCGACAGCAGCGGCUGUUGCUGAAGAGGCUGGAGACGACCUGGUUAAUGGGGUGGCCGGCAGCACAGGAGAUGUAGCAGCUGCUGCUGCUGAUAAUCAGGAGGAGCAAGAUGGCGGCAGCAAAGUUGAGGCAGCCGCUAAGGAAGCAGCAGCAGCAGCAGCAACAGCCGCAGCAGAAACAACAACGAUAGCAGCAGCAACAACAGGAGCAACACCAAGAGCAGAAGCAAAUCAAGGAACCGACGUCGAUGAGGAAUGGGAGCUUGAUAACGCCUUAGAAGACGCUCUAGAGAGCGUUGUGGCGGAUGCAGCUGCUGCUGAAGCUGCAGCAGCAGCAGCAACAGCAGCAGCGACAACAGCAGCAGCGACAACAACAACAGCAAAUGAUGGCGAGGACUAUGGGUUGUUUGCACCGCCUAGUACAUCCGAGACCCCCUCCGCCUCUGCAGCAGGGACAGCAGCAGCAGCAGCAACGCCCAGAACGCCUGCUGCUGCAUCGGAUGCCCCAUCGCUGCAACGUGACGGCUACAGCCAAGCGGGGCGCCGUUCAGCAGUGCAGCAGCAGCAGCAACGACAUCCAUCAGUGCAACACACGACAGGAGAUUUGGACCAAGAGUUUGAAUUCGACGAUGUAGACGUAGACGACCCCCACGCUGCUGCUGCUGCUGCUGAACGCCACCCACAGCAGCAGCAGCAGCAGCAGGAACUCCACGGGAUGCGGGCGCAUGCGCUGGGCGUUGCUGGAGAAGGAGUAACAACAUCAGCAUCAGGAGGGGUCUCGGGUGCUGCAGGGGUGCCUGGCGUGUCGUCUGGGGCAGCAGCAAUAGAGGCAGAAGCUGCUGCUGCUGCUGCUGCUGCUGCAACAGCAGAGAACGCAUUCGUACAAAGCAUGCUGUGGGGCGAGCUUCCGGGCAGCAGUAGCUUUGUGCUGGCUCAGGGAUUUGCUGCUCUCGCGUGGAAGGAGAGCGACGCAGCAGCAGUAGCAGCAGCAGCCGACGAGGCAGCAGCUGAUGAGGCAGAAGAACAUCAAGAGGCAGUGAGCGACCCACAACGGCAGCGCGAAAGAGCAGCAGCAGCAGCAGCUGCUGCUGCUGCUGCAGCAGCGGAAGAGGAGGCAGCAACACGCCGAGAUCUCCUGGCGGAGUUAGAGAGGAGCGCUAUCGCCGCUGCACAGCCGGGCAUGCAACAGCAGCAGCAGCUGGCUCUUAUGUCCGGGGAGCAGCAAGUGCUGCUUCACCGGCAGCAAGGGCUCCGGUUUUUGCAGCUGCUGCUGGCGACGCCGCCUGUGGAUAGUCUUAGCCCCUUUGCAGAUUUCUUCGUCCCCAAUGCCGCUGCUACACAGCAGCCGCAGCAGCACCAGCUGCUGCAGUUGCCGCAACAGCAGCAGCACCAGCUGCUGCAGCUGCAAGGCGGGAUCGACUCGCGCAGGGGGAAUUUCGCCCUUCAGGAUGAGGCAAGCGAUAGCAGCAAUAGCAGCAGCAGCCGUCGCAGCAGCUGCCCAGGCUUGGUUUUUGAGUGGGGGAGCAUAUGGGCAGCAAGGCGACAGCAGCAGCGGCUGGUGCAGCGGCGGCAGCAGCUGCUGCGCUGCUUUUUCCUCGACCUAAAUGACAGCUCUGCUGCAAUGGCUGCGAGCAUGGAGCUGGGCGCUGAGGAGGGAGACGAUUUGGCAGGGACUUCUUUAGGUGGGGCCGCAGCAGGCGGCGGUGGGCUGAAGGCUGGAGGCGGCAGCUCUGGAGGUCUGGGGAGCGAAGCAGCAGCAGCAGCAGAAGCAACGUCGGGUCCCAGCAGGGCACAGUUACAGAAGAUGCGGAGGAGGGCGAAACAAGAAGUGCUGAAGAUCGACAAGCAAAGACGAAUUGAAUUGGUCAAACAGGGGAAGAGCGCGUAUGAACUCAGGGCCUUAGCUGCAGCAGAAGUCAUUUUUGCCGAUCUAUAG
Eimeria mitis is the source of this 3291-nucleotide messenger RNA. Its product is annotated as bromodomain-containing protein, putative. The record is from RefSeq and is a predicted model, not a curated record. The coding region runs from base 1 to 3291 and encodes 1096 amino acids. The transcript is spliced from 9 exons. Lineage: Eukaryota; Apicomplexa; Conoidasida; Eucoccidiorida; Eimeriidae.